AUGAGUGAUGGUUUUAAUCAGUGUAUAAAUACAGUCAGUAUUGAAGGUAAAAAUAUCACAAAUCUUCUGUUCUUCAAACUAUCAACAUCACAACCAGCCGACACUAAAUUCAAGAUGAACACCCUCUUUACCAUCGCCUUAUGUUUGACCUUCGCCGCUACCACCCUUGCUUUUAAUCCAAUGAUUGGCGGUAUGGGUAUGAUGGGUGGUAUGGGUAUGAUGGGAGGUAUGGGUAUGAUGGACCCCUACAUGAUGGGUAUGGGAGGACUUGGUAUGAUGGGAGGUAUGGGAGGACUUGGGAUGAUGGGAGGUAUGGGAGGUAUGGGUAUGAUGGGUGGUAUGUACAACCCAAUGAUGAUGGGUUAUGGUGGACUCGGUAUGCUCGGUGGAAUGGGCGGAUACGGUAUGAUGGGCAAAUAA
Molecule: messenger RNA, 420 nt
Organism: Lottia gigantea (owl limpet)
Lineage: Eukaryota; Metazoa; Mollusca; Gastropoda; Lottiidae
Exons: 3
Coding region: 1-420 (139 amino acids)
Source: RefSeq, a predicted model, not a curated record